UGGCACAGCUGCCACCAGCACUACCACAGCAUGGCGGAGUUCAGCCACUACGACCUGCUGGAUGUCACCUCGGGCCGCCGGGUGGCCGAGGGACACAAGGCCAGCUUCUGCCUGGAGGACACCACCUGCGACUUCGGCCACCUCAAGCGCUACGCCUGCACCGCCCACACCCAGGGGCUCUCCCCGGGCUGUUACGACACCUACAACGCCGACAUCGACUGCCAGUGGAUCGACAUCACCGACGUCCCCCCGGGCAACUAUGUCCUCAAGACAUUGGAGUUUUAA
Messenger RNA from Vidua macroura (Pin-tailed whydah), 285 nucleotides. RefSeq names its product protein-lysine 6-oxidase-like. The record is from RefSeq and is a predicted model, not a curated record. NCBI's taxonomy places the organism in Eukaryota, Metazoa, Chordata, Aves, Passeriformes, Viduidae. The transcript is spliced from 5 exons. Bases 31 to 285 code for a protein of 84 amino acids. Gene Ontology annotation, biological process: peptidyl-lysine oxidation. Gene Ontology annotation, molecular function: copper ion binding; protein-lysine 6-oxidase activity.